AUGGCAAAAUAUUUAACAGACACGGACUUUGGGAGUUUGCCCGAUUCAACAGCUGCAUCACCAUCAGAUCAUGUGAAAGACAAUUAUGACACUAACAGAGAACAGGACUAUGUCAAGAAUUCUGGGGGUGUACUUGGUGACAAUGAAUUAAGACCACCCUCCCAGCUACAUUCUGUCUUAGAGGAGACCGAGCCAGGGUUCAUAUCAGAAAAGAUUUUUGAGACAGUGUCCUUGAGUUCAGACUCUCUCUUCCAGAGGGCAAUUUCAAUUCUUCAUACUUCUUACUUGGACUCUGCAUCUGAGCAUGGUUUUCAGUACAGUCAAGUGACUUUGGUGAAAAAUGACAUUUUCUUAAAUGAGUACAAAGCUUUUUACCAAGAAAAAAAAGCAAGUAAUUAUACUCAGGAAGAACUUAAAGAGACUUACGGAUUUCUUCUGUUUGAAACUGAAAGUCAGGCAAAGUUAGUAUGUCAGCGUGGACUCUGUGUGGGCAGCGGUGCUCUUACUACUCUUGGUGACCCAGCCAAAGGUGUGUAUAUUUCCAAAUAUUCAGACUAUCUUCAUGCAAGACCAUGGUAUCAUGGGAAGUCUGGUUAUGUUGUAAUUUUUAACCUAAUUAAGGGAAAAGUCAAGUUUGUGUCUGAGAAUUAUACAACUAACUAUACUAGCCCAUCUUCUGGCUAUGAUUGCCACGUGGCUGCAAAUACUAACAAGGUUUCUCACAAGACGAGUCAUUUUCGCGCAUUUGAACUGAGUCAGUAUUACCUCUAUGAACUUUCAGGCAGCACUGUUAUUGAGCGGCCCAGGCAGAUCUGUCCUUAUGUUAUUGUAGCUUUUCAGUACAGGGAACCUAAAAAGAUGGCAGCGUCAGCUCAUGAAAGCAUAUUUGAACUCAGUGAAAAUGCUCUUACCCCUUUGUGGCAAGGCAAAUUAAUUAUUCAAGGCUGUCUGCUGUGUGAUGUCAGUCUUUGGUCCUCUUACGGUACAGCUGUUCCAGCCCAACUACCACAUGAACUAGAUUUUAAGUAUGUAAUGACAAUCUCAUCUUUGAAAAAAAGACUACCAGAAGCUGCCUUUCGAAAACAGAAUUACUUGGAGCAAAAAGUCUGUUGCCAAGAUAUGUGCUUCAGGAUGUAUGAGGUGGAACUGUCAAACAAACAAGGGGAAAAAAUAGAUAAGCUAAUAGAAUACAUUAAAAAUAAGCAACUGGCGAUCGUCAAAUGCUUAGAAGAUCGGGGGUUUUUCAUUUUACUUACCUCAUCAGCCUUAAUGUCAGAAACAAAUUUUGCAGAUGAGCGGGCGUGCCUCCAUGGGUUACACUUAUUCCAUUCGUCCCCUCCAGCAGGGCUGAAAGAAUUGAAAGUUGAAGAUGACAUCUCAUCAAAGGUAACACCUGUUUUACCUGCCCUUAAUUGUGCCCUUCUGGAAGCAAAAAAAUCGUUUACUGAAGAGGGAAUCUGUCCAAACACGUUAGUAAAGCGUAGUUUCCAAGAACUGUACAAGGUGGACAAAAGUCCCUCAUUGACUGCUGCUUCUCAGGAUGGAAUUAAAGAGACUGCGUUCUUCGGCCAACUGUCCAAUGGCUUUGACUUGGCUCCUCCAGCAGAAAAGUGCCCUUUACAGUCAUUCACUCAGUUGAAGUCUUAUUUUUCAGAUCCUACUGGGUACAUUUUGGAAGUGUCUACCGCAUUAGAUUUAUUAGCAGAGCGUCCUCAGUCCCCUUGUAUCUCAGAUGGGAUUUGCGAUGCUGGAUUUUCUUUAGUUAUGACUCCAGAUCCUGAAUUUUUGGAGUCAGAGGCAGAAGUAAGAAAAGAAACUGAAACUGAAAAGAAUCCCGAAGACAUGUCGAAAGCAAGGCAGGGAGCUGUGAUCUCGGUAAACCCAGCCUUAGGUCGGAGAGUCCAGCCCAAGAGGAAGGCAAGCGUGCCGCCCGCCGUGCAGAGUAAACGGGUGAACUUGUGCCGUCCCUUCCCCAAGAGGGCUGCCAGUGCGGGCAAGGGUUCCAACUGUCCCACGACGCUCAAAUUAGUUAAAGGACCGUUUCCUCAGAAAAGAAAAAGAGGUGCUGAAGUGCUGACUGCACAGUUUGUACAGACAACCAAAUUGGAUAGGAAAAACCAAGAAGCUCCCAUUUCUAAAGAUGUUCCAGUGGCAACGAGUGCUAAAAGGGCAAGGAAACAAGAGAACUCUCCAGUCAAAACUGUUCCAAGGGCUAAGCCACCCGUGAAGAAAUCUCCACAAAAACAGAGGGUAAAUAUAGUAAGAGGCAAUCAGAAUCCCAGACUCAAAAAGCAGCCACAACCUGCAAAAGGAGAAACUGGUUCACAGCUUCAAUCAGAAAUCUCAUCACUUGGUCAAGAGGAUGUUGACAUAAAUGCAGCUCGGGCGGAAAGCAUCUCAGUGGCUCAGAAAGAUCUACCUGAAAACUCCAUUGUCAACUGUGACUCCCAGGCCCUAAAUAUGUUAGCUGACCUAGCGUUAAGUGCUGCUACUUCCGCCACGCCGCCAUCUGAGCCCAGAAACUUUCCCUGCCCCUCUGAACUGCCACAAGAUGAUGUUUUGCUUUCUAAAGAACAUUCUCUGCACGGUACGUCUGACCAUGAAUAUCACAGAGGAGUUAAAAAUCAGAAAGGUGGACUGUUCCCGAAACCCUCCACUGGGAGGAAGAGCCCUCCAACGUCAGACUCCGCUGUCAGCCAGGAGGAAGAGAGCUCGGUUCCUGGCAGCAAGGCCCCUGUGGAAGCCUCGCCAGCACUUCCCGAGGAAACACUAGAAACUUCUGAGGCAAGCCAAAGCACUUUCGUUGCCGUGGAACAUUCCUAUGCCCUGCUGCUUGCAGAACAUUCAAAGAAACAUCUGCAACAGAGAGGAAUCCCAGGCCCGGCCUUCGCCAAGAAUGGCACCAAAGGCCCCGAGGCAGGGACCCCUGUGGGGAAAGUCAUGCCCUUCCGACAUCAGCAGAGCACCUCCCCGCUGCGGAAGCUGUCUGAGGACCCGCUACCCAAGUGCAGGAGCCAAGUGGUGUCCUCCGACCCGAGAGACUUCCAAUGCUCUCACACUGUGCUCAGCUGUGACGGCUCUGUCAAGGUCACGUUCCAAUGUGAGACAGAGUACGUAUUCGGCUUAGACAGCAAGUACACCAACCACCCGCUGGAGAAAACUGUAGUAAGAGCGCUGCAUGGGCCCUGGAACACUGACUUACCUGAUAAUGUGGAAGAAGUGAAGCUUUUACUUCAUAUGUGGGUGGCUCUGUUUUACAGCAGUCACAACAAGGUGAUGCGGUCAUCCCGAAAAGUGGUGGAGCACAGCAACCCCGCAAAAUAUGUGUCUAUAAAUAGCACAUUAGAAUCGUUGGAAUUCAGCGAACUUGAGGAGGCCUCCAGCGUGCAGAGGUGUCCUGUGGACCCUCUGUUGGAGACUAACAAAUCUCCCAGAGGUCCUGCUGCCGACGUGUCCUUCCCAGACGCCGACUCCUUGCUUCCCUUCAUUAAACCACCACCCACGAGAGGCUUGGAGCUCUGGGUGCAGAACGAACAGAAAGAGAUUUUUGCAGGAGAGGGUCUUCCAGACACCCCAGAGAGCCAGAAUUUCAUCUAUUCCUGUAAUAAUGAGGUAAUUGGGGAAAAAGCCAAAGAAGAUUCAUCAGAUAACCUAGAGACUUCUAAUCUUGUGCUUUCUGGUAUUGGAAGUACCCAAACUAAUGGGCCUCCUAUUCCUGGUGAAGAUAAAGCCUUUGAGCCACCUGAUAGCACAAGAGUGACUUCUGACGAUACUGUCACGCAAACCGCACUCACCAAGACUUACGAUGGGAUCAGCAGUCAGUCAGUGAUUUGUCAGAAGUCUGCAUACAGCACCCUGGAAAGCAAAGCUGAUAUUUUUCAUGCAACAGUGCAGACAAAAACAGGUACCUUACAGGGCCAUGUCCAGCACAGAAGCCCCGUAAACCAAGAACGCCAGCCUUCAUUGGAGAGGAAGGAUGAUACAGAGUAUGUGAUGAUUAAUCUGGAACCAGUUACGUUCACUUUUGAAAAAAAUAACUAUGUACCAGUACAGACAGAAGUUGUAAAUAGAACCCACGAACCUAUGGCCUUUACUAUGGAGUCGAUUAAACAGGUACCACCUGCUACAAGUCUUAGACAUCCCGUGUCUGCAUUUGAAAAAGCACAAACACAAGGCCUUAGGGACGUUCCCUCUCUAGCAACGUCCAGACAAAAAGGCACUAAGCACCUGUGUGCCUCCUCCGUCAGUAGAGAGACACUUGCCGAAGAAGUGUGUUCGCUACAGAAAGAGAUUCCUGUUCCAGGCUCAUCGUCACCAUCUGAUAAUUCAGUGGUGGCGGAGGCAUUAUCGUUAGUUAAAAGUUCUAAUUUUUCGUUACCCAAAGAAGAAAUGAAACUCUCUCAAGAAUUUUUUCUGCAGACUCCAAGUCUCUUUGGCAUAUCUUCGGAAGAGGUCGUUGAGCCGUCGCAGGUUGAAGAGGUGGUCCUGGCACCAGCCUCUGCCACUUUGGAAAAAGGUUAUUCACAUGACUACAUGCCAUCAAUGGGUAAUACAGCCGAUAGCUCCUCAGGACUGACCGAUGACAAGAGCGGUCUCCAGAGUGAAAAUAGGAGUUUUGAGUCUUUGAAUUCAGCAUUUACCCAACCAACCAGACUCUCUCUGAAUAGAGAGGAGGCCAGCCUGGAGUUCUCAGAGGAGGAUUCCGACAUAGACCUCACGCUCACGAUAUCACCACCAACCAGCCCCAGAGAAGAAGUGCCGGCUGGCAGACUGGAGCUGCAGCAGGAGGCCUCGGCAUCAAAUGUAGAACUUCCUGACGUGACUGACGAAAUAAUCAAGCCAGAAGAGGUGACUCUCAUAGAAAACAGAAAAGCGAAUUCUGCUAACUGUACAUCCACGUAUCCUGCGGUGUCAGAGAAAUCAUUAGAAAACGAGAGAAAAGGUGAUAAUUUACAAACAGUCACCUUAAUACUUUCUAAAGAAACUUGUGCCCUUGAGAUUGCAGAGGAGGUUAAUGUCACCUCAGACUUUCCCUUCAGUUCUUUAAUUGAAGAAGUGUCACCAGCUUCUAGUCCUGACCCCCAAGUGCCAGUCGAAGGAACACAACUAUGUCAGGCUGUGUCUCUGUGUAGUUUAAAACUUGCUGAUACACACUGUGAGAAAAGUGACCGAUUCUCCCAGGUCGAGUCAGUAGAUUCGGCCAUCACGGAGAAAGAAGGCUCUUUUGUCAGUCCUACCUGUCCAGGGGAACGAGACAGCGUACCUGGAGUACACGAGACGUGGCUUUCUGCUGGGCUGCCUCACCCAGGAAGAAAAGAUGGCUGUUUGAGCCUUCCUAGUAGAGCAACCGAGGAAGUUGUCCCGAGGGAGCAUAGCGAGGGUUCCUCUUUCUCAGAAAAGGUGCCGUCCUGUGAUACGGGCUUGAGCCAGCCUGCCUCAGCUGCCCAAUAUGGAGAUGACUUCAAGCUUUCUCUAGAAAAAUUGGUAACAUCAGGAAUUCCACUGCAGCCACUUAGCAUACAGAACAGGAAUUCAGACUUAAAUCAUCUGGUCUUGGAGACCUGGGAGUCUCCAUUUAGCCCUAGAAAGAUGAUUGAAAAUAAGUCUCUGGCUGACACAUUUGUUUCUACAGCUGCACCAAGUGCUAUAGCAAAUGUGUCACUGAAACAGGAGAUUGGCCCCAAAAGCAUCGAGAAGAAUCUCUUCAGCAGUGAUUUGAAGACGAAUGAAGGCAUUUACGUCCAAGCCAAGUCCUUGAGCUCCGGCUCCGUUGGCGGAGCUGACGCCACACAGACACGCAGGCACUCGGGGCUCCCCAGACUUGCCUUUCGUUCACAUGGCGCUGCUGCCUUCCCCCAUUGUUCAACAGCCACGAACGCAGAGACGGGCUUUCAAACUCAGGAAAUAGCCGUAGUCAGAAUGGCCAGUUUGCUUAAGAAUAGUGACACUGAGGCCAAGUUCCACGAAAAAGCCAUAGAUCUAGGAGGUGUUGAUUCUCAGUUGCACAUCACAUCUCCAGAAGAUAAGCAAAAAACAAUCCAUGUGCUGCAAGACGGGUCAGUGUGUGAAACAAAAGAUGUGUUGAAGGCUGGGCUUUCCCCCACGUAUUUACAUGCUGAUUCUUACCAAGGUACAGCAGUCACCAGUGAAAAUAGCAGUAGAGAGCCUUGUGCUUCCUUUGUUCCCCAGUCUCACACCCCUCUUAUCUGUGGAGUCUCUGAAGAACAGACGGCAAAUAAGGGUCCUGGUGAGGGGCUCAGAGCCAAGGAAGACUCGGGGACCCUGAGCAGAGACAUGGACCUUGGUGUGAAUUCUGACAUCCAUUACGAGCCACUUUCUGGAGAGUCCGAUCAAGACUCUUGUGGUGGGUGUAGAAAUCCCCAAUCAGUGGUGGAGGGUUCCUGCUCUGUGCGAUGUAGUCAAACCAAGAAGGAAGAUGCUCCAAAAGAUGAUUAUGACUCUUUCCUGAGCCCAAAUAAUAGUGAUAAUGAAGAGUGGGGCUACUGCAAGCAGUCCUCAGGGUUGGAAACAGGCCUUCCUCCCAGACACUGGCUCUGUGGACUCAAGAAGGAAGACCGGUGUGUGCCAUCUUACGUCCAGAUCCGAGACCUCCGUGGCAUCCUCAGGACUUAUGCUAAUUUCACCAUAACUAAAGAGCUCAAAGAGACCACGAGAGCUUUGCACAGCCUGAAGAGGUGCCCUGGUUUCAUGGCAAAACGUGGUUUGCUCAGCUCCUGGACAAAUACUUGGCAGGUGGCAGAUGACCUCACCCAGAACACUUUGGAUCUGGAGUAUCUGCGUUUUGCACAUAAGCUAAAACAGAUUGUAAAGAACGGAGAUUCUCGGCAUUCUGCCUCUUCUGCCAGUGUCUUUCCAAAGGAGCCCCCUCUCCAGAUCGCUGCGGGAGCUCCCCCUCUGACAAAACUAUCCGAGGCCCCGGCUCUGCGCCCUGCGUCCCGGAGCAGAAGUCCCCUCAUGGUAACAGUGGUUCUCUCGGACCCCAGACAGCAGAGUCUGCAUAGGAGAGGCCAGAUGCUCGGCGGUUCGGACAGUUCCUGCUUCUGGAAGGAGAGGUGUGGUCACGGUAGAAAUCAUCUUACAAACUCUGAAAGAAAUCACACCGUUUCAUUCCACCUCAACAAACUGAAAUACAACACGACUUUGAAAGAAUCCCGGAGUGAUAUUUCGCUUAUUCUCAACGAAUAUGCUGAAUUCAACAAGGUGAUGAUGAAUAGCAACCCGGUCAUUUUCCCAGAGAAAGAGUCAAGUGCGGCUCCUGGAGAAGCCGCCUCUCCAGAGCUGUACUCCUCUCUCCCGCGGGCAGCCUCCUACGAGGACAUGAUCACAGACCUGUGCACCAGCUUGCACGUCAAACUGAAGAACGUGGUGAAAGAGGCCUGCAAGAGUCCCUUCCUGUUCUACCUCGUUGAGACCGAAGACCAGUCAUUCCUUGUGAGGACGAAGGCCCUUCUGAGGAAAGGAGGCCAUACAGAAAUGGAACCGCAGCAUUUCUGUCAAGCUUUUCCCAGAGAGAACGAUACACUGGUGGUCGUCAUCAGAAACGAAGACAUAGCAUCGCAUCUGCAUCAAAUUCCCUGUUUGCUGAGGCUGAAGCACUUCCCCGGUGUCGUGUUCGCUGGCGUGGACGGCCCUGAAGACGUCCCCGAGUGCACCUACCAGGAGCUCUUCCACGCCGGAGGCUUUGUGGUCUCAGAUGACAAGAUCCUGGAAACUCUGACAUUAGUUCAGCUGAAGGACGUGGUCAAAACCCUGGAGAAGCUGAACGGAAACGGGAGAUGGAAGUGGCUGCUUCACCACAGGGAGAAUAAGCAGCUGAAGGAAGACGUCAGAAUGGAUUCGAUAGCACGUAAGAAGAACUUAAUACUGAGAUCCUAUCAGAGUGCGAAUCUCAUCGAACUGCUUCAUUACCACCAUUGUGACUCUCGAUCGCCAACAAAAGCAGAACAUUUGAAAUGUCUGCUCAACCUGCAAGUUCAGCACGUCCACGCCAGGUUCGCGGUCUUCCUGACAGAAAAGCCUACCAUCUCCAGAGAAGUCUUUGAAAACAGUGGCAUCCUUGUUACAGAUGUAAAUAACUUUAUUGAAAAUAUACAAAAAAUAGCAGCUCCGUUUAAGAGUAGCUAUUGGUAA
This is a messenger RNA of Puma concolor (puma), 8151 nucleotides long. The record is from RefSeq and is a predicted model, not a curated record. NCBI's taxonomy places the organism in Eukaryota, Metazoa, Chordata, Mammalia, Carnivora, Felidae.